AUGAAGAUUUCCCAGUGUAUCGCUUUCUUGGCCAUGGCCUCUGCUAGCCUGGCGACCCCGACUCCUGCCAAACGCGAAGCUAAUGUUGACAUCGAAAGCUAUCCAUAUGACUUUGGAUUCUUGGAGGAGAAAAGAGCACCAGCUGAGGAAAAGCGUGCCGUUGAUAUUGAGUCUUACCCUUAUGACUUUGGGUUUUUAAGCGAAGAGAAACGAGAUGCCGCGGAAAAGCGAAAUGUCGAUAUUGAGUCUUAUCCCUAUGACUUUGGGUUCUUGGCUGAGGAAAAGUAA
Molecule: messenger RNA, 288 nt
Organism: Penicillium macrosclerotiorum
Lineage: Eukaryota; Fungi; Ascomycota; Eurotiomycetes; Eurotiales; Aspergillaceae
Exons: 7
Coding region: 1-288 (95 amino acids)
Source: RefSeq, a predicted model, not a curated record